This is a messenger RNA of Salvelinus namaycush (lake trout), 1315 nucleotides long. Its product is annotated as nucleoporin Nup37-like. Gene Ontology annotation, cellular component: nuclear pore outer ring. The transcript has 10 exons. Bases 125 to 1195 code for a protein of 356 amino acids. NCBI's taxonomy places the organism in Eukaryota, Metazoa, Chordata, Actinopteri, Salmoniformes, Salmonidae. Gene Ontology annotation, molecular function: protein binding. The record is from RefSeq and is a predicted model, not a curated record.
CGUUUAUUAAUUAUUAUUUUAUAACGUGUUUUUAAUAUAGCAAUAGUGUGUAGCGUGUCAAAGCGCUGCACCAUUGCGUUUUUAAUCUCAGCGUGGUCCCCCUAGAAUUGAAUAAUAAAAUGGCAUGGUACGUUCCAACAAGGACAUCAACUGGGUGGUAAAGUCAAACCAAAGAGUAAAUACACCGGACAUAAACAGCACCAAAAAUACAUUUAGCAUGGAGGACUCAGGUCGAGGAGCCAGCUACACAGUGCCCUGUGACGACUACGUCCAUGUGGUGGAGUUCAGCCCCUUUGACAGUGGCUCAGCUGCGUCCCUCCUGGCCUAUGGAGGAAACCAGUAUGUGGUGGUUGGCACCUGUCGCUUCCAGGAGGAGGACAUGGAGGUAGAGGGGGUUGAAUUCACCACACUGCGUGUUUUCCAUCAUGCGUUACGUGUGGAUUGCCUCGCAUGGAGCCCUGAGUCUCGGCUGGACAAGCUGCCCCAACUCAUCAGAUUUUGCACUGCUGCAGCAGACAGAAAAGUGAGGCUGUUGACUUCUGAUCUUCAGAAUCAACAUGAAGUCAAGGUGAUGGAGGGUCACACCAGCUACAUCAACCACUUAGUGUUCGAACCCACGGAGGGGAAACAAAUGGCUUCGGUCAGCGAUGACCAUACAUGCAGGGUGUGGGACCUGGAGGGGAAUGAAACCACUACAUUUAGACUACGCUCCCCUGGCGUCAGUGUGUGCUGGCAUCCUGAAGAUGCCUUCAAGCUGAUGGUGGCCGAGAAGAAAGGGACGAUACGCUUCUAUGACCUGGUUACCCAGCAGGCCAUUCUUUCUCUGGAUUGCGGCCAGUCGCCGCUCAUGUCGGCUGACUGGUGCCUCACCAAUACCAUCAAGGUGGGCGCGGUGACGGGCAGCGAUUGGGUCAUCUGGGAUAUUACCCGCUCCAGUUACCCACAAGAGAAGAGGCCUGCCCAUGUAGAACGAGCAGGAAACUUCAGGUGGUCUCGGGUCAAUGAGAAUCUCUUCUCCACAACAGGAUGUCCAGGCAAGAUCAGCAGUCAGUUACUAGUACAUCACCUGGGUCACCCACAGCCCGUGAUGAUUGGAUCAGCCACGGUGGGGGCAGGUCUAAGCUGGCACAGGUCCCUCCCACUCUGUGUCAUUGGUGGUGACCGAAAGCUCUCUUUUUGGAUGACAGAAAUGUAAUGCAGUCACUCCCUAUGGACAUAUGGGAGGCAAUGCAAAUUUACAUUGAAACUGUUUGACAUGAGGUGUGGUUGGAUAUUUCUAUUUUCAUAAUUUUUCAAUAAAGUAUUUCAUUUUCCA